AUGGGCAUCCAGGUCAACAUGGCGGUUGAUACAGGUCGAAGCCUGGGCACCCGUAUUAAUGAACACAAACUGGCUGUCCGUCGGCGAGACCCUCUGUCCAUCGUCUUUGCUCACGCACUCGAGUGCGACCACCGAUUCAGUUGGGAUGGCACUGAGGUCGUCGCCAUGGCUAACACAAAACGGGCCAGAGAAUUUCUCGAGGCUUGGUACUCCGAUGCUGGUAGUAUCAACCGCCAUGUUGACCUGGACGCCCAUUACGAGGGCCUACGCUCACGACUUACUGCCCCGCCCGCCCUAAUGCCACAGCAACGGCCGCCAAUCUAG
Spirometra erinaceieuropaei is the source of this 324-nucleotide messenger RNA. NCBI's taxonomy places the organism in Eukaryota, Metazoa, Platyhelminthes, Cestoda, Diphyllobothriidea, Diphyllobothriidae. The record is from the annotation of a GenBank genome assembly.